This is a messenger RNA of Lathyrus sativus (Indian pea), 354 nucleotides long. Lineage: Eukaryota; Viridiplantae; Streptophyta; Magnoliopsida; Fabales; Fabaceae. The record is from the annotation of a GenBank genome assembly.
AUGACAUCUUCUGAAACACCAUCAUCACAACCACCAUCACAAGAAGCUUCUUCAACUCCUAAUUUAGUUCAACAUAAUGUUAGACAAAAGACUGAUAUAGCUUGGGCACAUUGUACUAAAAGUCCUGAUGGAAAAAAUCUUGUUUGUAUCUAUUGUCACAAAGCGUUUGGUGGAGGUGGAAUUCAUAGGGUAAAGCAACACUUGGCGGGAGUAGUAGGAAAUGUUGAAAUUUGUAAGUCAGUUCCUACAGAAAUUCGUUUUCGGAUGAAUCAAUAUCUUAAUGAGCGGAGCAAGAAAAGAAAAACUCCAGAUGUGGCUGAAAGUGAGUCAUUUUCUGCAGAGGGGGUGAAUUGA